AUGUUAUUAUCAGUGCAAAAUGUUAUGGUGAAGAAUUUGCGAGUACUUACAUUGGUCAUGUUAUACUGUCGAAGAUGGCGACAAGAAACAUUUGGUUUAUCAGAAAGACGAUUUUGUGCGCUAAUAUUAUCAUUUAUGAUAGGAGCAGGUACACAUCAAUUAUAUUUAAAAUGGCAACAACCUAUUCUCCCUUCACCUCCAUAUUAUUCAUUUACUGUGAUAGCACUUGUUGUUGAGUUUAUUUGUCCAAAAGUUGAGAAAAAUCGUCGAAAAUUCUUACUUUAUCCAAUAGGUCUUGCAACAUUGUUAUGUAUUGCGUAUGGUAUUAUUUAUCAGCAAUUUGAUUUCAUUUAUUUAUUUUCAACAAUUGUCGCUGUUGGCUUUACAUUUAAAAAUUUGCAAGGAUUAUUAGGAAAAGGCUGUUAUCGAAGUGAUCAUGAAAUAGCACACGACCAUAUAACACUUCCAAUAAAUUCCAUGUAUAAUCAGCUCAUAUGCACCAUACUUUUUGGCACUUAUAUGCCUGAUCGAGCACCACAUGAAGCCAUUCCUGAUACCUUUGAAGAAGAGUACACAAUGAUUACGCACUAA
Cercopithifilaria johnstoni is the source of this 591-nucleotide messenger RNA. The record is from the annotation of a GenBank genome assembly. NCBI's taxonomy places the organism in Eukaryota, Metazoa, Nematoda, Chromadorea, Rhabditida, Onchocercidae.